CAUGUUAUCUUAUCAUGUCCCCCUAGAUAACUUCCCCUAUUUUUUUUUUUUUUCUGUAGAACCAAUUAAAGUUGUAUAUAAAUAAAUUAAUCUCCAUUUGUACGGAUUCUUUAAUUCUGAUUCCUUCAAAUUACCCUCCCUCAGGUUUCAUUUGCACUUACUUUCUUAUUUCUCUCUCUUGUUUGGCGAAGACUUUUUGUGUGAGCUAUGGCGAAGGAAGAUUCUAUGGUUGUUAAUGGUGGUGGAGAGAUUAUGCUGUUUGGUGUUCGUGUGGUGGUUGAUUCUAUGAGGAAGAGUGUUUCUCUUAACAAUCUUUCUCAGUAUGAGCAUCGCCUUGAUUCUUCUUCGACCUACGACGUCGUUCCUUCUGCAGUUCCUGCUGUUAAUGGUGGUGAUUAUGUAUCUGCUGAUGAAGCGGUGGUUACUCGUUCUUCCAACACUGGUUCUGCUAGUCGUGAGCGUAAACGAGGGAUUCCAUGGACGGAAGAAGAACAUAAGCUGUUUUUGCUAGGAUUGGAGAAGGUAGGAAAAGGAGAUUGGAGAGGAAUUUCUAGAAACUUUGUGAAAACAAGAACACCAACACAAGUUGCAAGUCACGCUCAAAAGUAUUUCAUUCGAAAGAGUAAUCUCAAUCGUCGAGGUCGUCGUAGAUCUAGCCUAUUCGAUAUAACUACUGAUUCGGUUGCUGUUAAUCAAACGAAUGAUGAACAAAUCAGCAAAGACAAAAAUGGAACCUCUCAAUCUCCACCUCCACAACAACAAUCAUCUAAUGUGAGAUUCGCUGGUCAACCGCAAGAAUCAAGCAUAUUUUCGUCACCUUCUUCUCAUAUCUACUCGUAUAAUUAUGACAUGAACAUAAUGAAACCUGCGCCAACAAGUAGCAAUAGCACCAGCAGCACCAAGUCAAUGGCGGAUUUCGAUCUCACUCUUUCUCUCUCCUUGUCAUCUCCUUCAUCGGAUCUCACAAAUCCAACACAUUUUACGCAAAGGUUCAAUAAUGUUAAAGAUAAUAUAAUCAGUGUGGCUUAAUUAAUUAAUUAAUUAAUUGAUAAAAUUAAUAACCAUCUGAAUAUCAUCUGGAGGAUGGAUAAAUUGUUGUGGGAAAAAAGUAGGUUUUUGGUGAUGAUAAGUAAUUAUCAUUAUGCUAAUUAAGCUAGUUUUAUCUAAUUCUAAUAUUGAACAUCUUGAUGAAAAAGAUUAAUGUUUUAGAUCAUAAUUUGUUUUGCUUUAUUUUUUCUUGGUUUUUUGUUGUCUUUAAUGGUGAUGUACAGUCUGUAAAAUGUGUUUCCUUGAUAAUCUUUUGUUUGUUUACUGGA
Amaranthus tricolor (Joseph's coat) is the source of this 1316-nucleotide messenger RNA. RefSeq names its product probable transcription factor At5g61620. The record is from RefSeq and is a predicted model, not a curated record. The coding region runs from base 208 to 1029 and encodes 273 amino acids. Gene Ontology annotation, molecular function: DNA binding. Gene Ontology annotation, biological process: response to ethylene; response to auxin; response to gibberellin. The transcript is spliced from 3 exons. NCBI's taxonomy places the organism in Eukaryota, Viridiplantae, Streptophyta, Magnoliopsida, Caryophyllales, Amaranthaceae.